This is a messenger RNA of Coprinopsis cinerea okayama7#130, 855 nucleotides long. RefSeq lists its product as hypothetical. NCBI's taxonomy places the organism in Eukaryota, Fungi, Basidiomycota, Agaricomycetes, Agaricales, Psathyrellaceae. The transcript has 4 exons. Bases 1 to 855 code for a protein of 284 amino acids. The record is from RefSeq and is a predicted model, not a curated record.
AUGUCAGACUAUCCGCCUGAGCAACUGGAGUUCAUGGGAGGAUGGGACGCCUUGGUUGUGGUGUAUAUUCCCGCGUUGGCCUCUCUCGCAGUCGCAGCUGUCGAGCUUUUCAUGUGCUUCUACGGCCUUGCGCUUCACCUUGAAAUUCCAAAGCAAGAGAGGACGGGGCGCGGGCGAUACGUCGUCGCGAGCUUUGUCCUCACGGGAUUGGCGUGGACCACCGCGAUCGCACAGCUGAUAUCCGCGUACUUCAUCCUGUUGGACAUCUCCCCCCCUCCUAUGGGUGGUAUCAGCCAAGUGAUUGAGAAACAGUUGUCCACAGGAAUGGCGCUCCUACGAACACUCCCUUUUGUUAUGCAAAGGUGGAUUGGGGAUAUCUUGCUUGUUUUCCGAUGUUAUAUGAUUUGGCACGGUAGAGCCCCGCUGGCGGUUAUACCCAUGUUCACUUUCUUGGUGUCUUUCGGACUCAGCAUCGCAGCGUCCCUGCCCAUUGCCAAGUGGGAACCAACCCGGGAUACCAUCCUCAUCUCGAUCGACGCCUUCGUGUACACCGCACUACAUAUUUCCGUCACCACACUGAUCACCAUACGCCUGUUACGCGCUCGGCGUAACCUGGUGGAGAUACUUGGCGGAAGAGACGACAAGUUGUACACACAUGUGAUCGCGAUGCUGGUAGAGUCGGCGGCUGCGAUUGUUGUAUUCGCUAUCCCGCGCUCCAUCAUAGGUCUUGCAAGGCUCUCUGGGACUUGGGGUGCCAGUGAGAAAGCUGGGAGUAUCGUGGAUAUCGGGUACUAUGCCGUCGUUGUGAGUAUCUCCAGCAGUCCAUUUCCCCACGCUCCCCCGACGUGGUCUUGA